GAAGAUGGGUUCUUCUACUCAGUCUUUUACAGUAAUAUGAUUGGCUAAUGUAAGGUGUGCGCGAACCUUUGAUCUACGUUGGUGGUCUGCAAAGUUUUGAAGUCUCAUAAUGGCAAGUCUGUGUAUUUGUUUCCAAAAAGCUAGGCUACUCUAGACUUUUACCAAACCGAGUAUGCCGCCUAACAUGUUUCGACGAUUCAUUAGUCUUUAAGACACAAUGUUCAAAAUCGGCCAACAAUAAAUUACAAUAUACCGUUACAUUGUAACGAAGGCGAUGCAUGACUCAACUUUUUAAUUGAACUUUCUGUGAAUUGGACACAACAAAACCGAGAGCGCGGCUGUUAUGACAAAAUUGUGACAACCACUCAUUCAGACCACCCACACAUCUUCGAAGUGAUGGGGGUUUCUCCAGCAAGGGAAGGAGAAGGAAGAGCGUAACUAUUCGGGAGACGGGUGGACCGUCGCCAUUGCGACCGGAGACUGCCCCCAUGAUCUCGACCAGCCGAUACACCAAGGGACCAUGCGAACCAGUUUGCAACGGGACUAACUGCUCAUUUCAGAAGGCGAUAAAUGGAUUAUUCAUAUCUUAAAAGAAUAUGAUGACUUUCCCGUUUUUGUCGAGCAACGUUACGAGGUUUCAUACCCGCUGGCUUGAGGAGAGAAUUUUCACUUGGAGAGGUGGAGAGUCUGCUGUGGACAAAGGGGAAAGUUUUUCUCAAGCUUACGAACUGUGAUUGAACUGAGUCAGCAGGUCCUCUGUCAUGUGUCCCCAGAUGUACUCCUCAGCCAUCCACACAAAAUGAACAAAAGCUGGAAUGGGACCUCGGCAGCUCCAGGUACUGGGAAUGUUACAGGUGUGGAUGAAGGAUCCAUCGCCCUGGAGUCAGUCUCCAUAGUGAUCAUCGCGCUCCUCAUCUGCCUGGGCAACCUGGUGAUCGUGGCGACGCUGUACAAGAAGCCCUACCUGCUGACGCCCAGCAACAAGUUUGUGUUCAGCCUGACGCUGUCCAACCUGCUGCUGUCGGUGCUGGUGCUGCCCUUCGUGGCGGCCAGCUCGGUGCGCCGGGACUGGAUGUUCGGCGUGGUGUGGUGCAACUUCACCGCGCUGCUCUACCUCCUCAUCAGCUCGGCGAGCAUGCUCACGCUCGGGGCCAUCGCCAUCGACAGGUACUACGCCGUGCUCUACCCAAUGGUCUACCCCAUGAAGAUCACCGGCAACCGGGCAGUCGUGGCCAUCGCCUACAUCUGGCUGCACUCGCUGGCCGGCUGCCUCCCGCCGCUGUUCGGCUGGUCGGCCUUCGAGUUCGGCGGCGCCAAGCGCGCCUGCACGGUGGCGUGGCACCGGGAGCCCGGCUACGCCGCCUUCUGGGUCGUCUGGUGCUGCCUGCCGCCGCUGGCCGCCAUGCUGGCCUGCUACGGCGUCAUCUUCCGCGUGGCGCGCCUCAAGGCCCGCAAGGUGCACUGCGGCACCGUGGUGGUGGCCUCCGCCCCGUCCGGCCAGGAGGACAACAACGGCGGCGGAGGAGGAGGAGGAGGAGGAGGAGGAGGAGGCCAAGCGGGGCACCAGAAGGGCAGCCGCAAGAACUCCAGCACGUCCACCUCGUCCAGCGGCAGCCGCCGCAGCCUGGUGUACUCGGGCAGCCAGUGCAAGGCCUUCGUCACCAUCCUGGUGGUGGUGGGCACCUUCCUGCUGACGUGGGGGCCGUACGUGGUGGCGGUGGGCACCGAGGCGCUCCGGGGCAAGGGGAGCGUGUCGCCGGGCGUUCAGACGCUGGUCACGUGGCUGUCGUUCGCCAGCGCCGUGUGCCACCCGCUCAUCUACGGCCUGUGGAACAAGACGGUGCGCAAGGAGCUCCUGGGCAUGUGCUUCGGGGACCGGUACUACCGCGAGUCGUUCGUCACGCGGCACAGGACGUCGCGGCUCUUCAGCAUCUCCAACCGCAUCACGGAUCUGGGGAUGUCCCCUCACCUGACGGCCAUGUUGGUGGGAGGAGCCCAUCCUCUGGGGCCUGGCAGCAGCACUGGAGACACGGGCUUCAGCUUUACACAAGACUCAGGUACAGACGUCAUGCUGCUGGAUAAUUUCUCCACCGACGGCUCGUUCUCCAACCACCACACCGGCGGCGCCGCAGGCAACCGCAGGCGCAGCUCGGUCACGUUCGAGGACCAAGUGGACCAGCAUUCCAAAGCAGAUCCCUUCCCCGUGGUGCAGGUCAAAGCCGAGCUCCACAGCUCCCUGGACAGCUUCGCCAACUGCCUGGCCAUGGCCAUCGAGAGCGACGCCAAGCUGCAGAUCUUCGGGGAGGGGACGGCGAUGCCCUCGCUGCCUCUGCUGCCGCCGCCGCCCCCGCUGCCGGCGGCGCUGUUCACCAGCCGCAACGUCCAGCGGGCGCCGCGCUACCUGGACGGCCAGCGGCUGAGGAUGGAGAGCAUCGAUGAAGGAAUCGUGAAAGACGACCAGGAGCAGCAGGACGCGGAGGACGAGGAGAGCAGGAAAGAUGGCGACUGAGCCCCAUCUCUUUUGGCUGGGUGACUUUGAAAGACGGAUCGAGAGGUCUGAUCCUGCGAUGUUCAUACGGUCUCAUGGCCAGAGCAAACGGAGAUCAUGACAGGACCCAAACAGAGCAGCACAUUAUGUAUCAUUGGUACAAAAGGCCGACAGCCUUACUUAAUAUGUAAAUCAGUCCUACAUUUCUCCUAUCAGUAACAUAGGAAGCCUUAACCACUGUAUCUUAAGUUCCCACUAAAAGGACUAUUUUUUUUGUUGUUGCGUGUUUGUUCGUGUGGACGUUGUACACAUUCAUUGACGAUAUUACUAAGAGUAUAAUCCGUUGUGCGUAGAUGGUAUGUAAGCCCAAGUAUUUACACUAUCCGACAAAAGACUGCUACCUCAAAUCCAAAAAUCUCUGAGCUCUGAAAGAUGUCGCCGAGCCCAGGCUCUGAAUCACCGUCCACAACCGCGUGAACACUGAAUGUAACGGUACGAGAGCGCGGGACCAGCUGGGUUUUUUUUCCGCCACGAGUCAGAACAAGACCCGCACGGGCGCGGUAGAAACGAUUUGCACUUGACAAUGAUGGGCAACGGACGGACCAGCGGAUGGCAGUGUUUUUUUCCCCCCUCCGCUGAAGAGGACUUGCCAAGCGGUUUGAGAUCUUUUGUGUUGUUCGUCCGUCUGUUGUUUACCUUGUGCGGUGAGCACCUGGAUUUUCAAAAGUUUGACCACUGGGUUGAGAAAUUCCACACUGGCUUUUUCUCUAGCCCAAAGACUUUUUUUUUUUACUGCGAACAGUGUGUAGGCCAAUGCAGUUUCCUAACAAUAAGAAAAGAACGGUGCCAGUGCCAUUUUAAGUCCAUUUUAAAAAGAAAUAAUAGGAAGAGUUGAUGUUUCUUACUGUUUUGUACAAAGUGUUACAUGCCGUUAUUUUCAGACAUUUUGUAUUGUAUUGUGGAAUUAAAUCCCUUUUUCUAUAC
Messenger RNA from Sardina pilchardus (European sardine), 3472 nucleotides. RefSeq names its product G protein-coupled receptor 161a (gene gpr161b). Gene Ontology annotation, biological process: G protein-coupled receptor signaling pathway. The coding region runs from base 800 to 2509 and encodes 569 amino acids. Lineage: Eukaryota; Metazoa; Chordata; Actinopteri; Clupeiformes; Clupeidae. Gene Ontology annotation, molecular function: G protein-coupled receptor activity. The record is from RefSeq and is a predicted model, not a curated record. Gene Ontology annotation, cellular component: plasma membrane; recycling endosome. The transcript is spliced from 6 exons.